AUACAUUAUAGAAUAGUCAGUCAUAGGACACAUUAUUCACACACAAUAGUAUAGUAUCAAUAAAUAGCCUUACUUAGAGGGAAGGAUGACCUUAGACCAAUUGCCCGCUAAACUAACGGAGUCAAAAAUUUUGGAUAUCAAAGGGAUCAUGUCUGUUCAAGGCUCCACACUGGAGUCCUCCACAUCGGGCACUCAAGUAGGAAAGGAAGAGCUAAAGAAAGAAAUUACUACUAUUAAGAAUCACAUAAACCUUCCUAUUGGGGGUUUUAUUCCUACACCAGUUGAAAUUCCUAGUUUCCAAAUGGAAUUAGGCUUGGCUUCAGGCAACGACAUACCGGUGCAAGAGCUUGAAAUCUUUAAGGAACCGCUGAAGCAGAAGGGUUUUCUGAAAAAGUCCCUUCUACAGGGGAUCCUGCAAGAGACGUCUAGUAUCGAGGAAUGGAAGGGGCACUUCAAUUAUUCCAACCAUGUUUGUAUUGAGGAAAACUCUCCAGAUUCCUGGCAUGAUUACAAAUCGGCUAUAUGGUCGACAAGUAAUACAACAGCAAAGAAACUGUCAGUAAACAGAAGGCCGAUGAAACACAAGAGCCUGGUUAAAAAAUCGAGGCUUAUGUCCCUCGAGGGGAAGUCCAGGGCCAAGUCACAGAAAUGGAUUAAGGAUAUCCUUAAGGAGGAUAAUUCCAACCUGUUGCAAAAAUCGAAGCUUUACGGACAAAAAAAGUCCAAGGACAAUUCUAGUGAGUUGUUUAAGAGCAUUUUCAGUCCUCAAAAGGAAUAUUCAAACUGGUUUAAGAACACAGACAUUAACUUGGACUUUGAGGCCAUGAAAAUUGAUUCUAAAAAAAAUCCUGACUCUGAGCAUCUCUAUGAUAUGAAGGCCCUCACUGAAGAGUGCAAAAAUAUACAGAAUGUAGAACAGAUAACCAAGAGUCCUCGGACUCUUUCCUAUGACUUUCAGGACCUGAUUCAUGAGUGUGAAAAUCUAGAAGGAGAUAUUUAUGAGGCUCGUAUUCCUUCCUACGGAUCACGGUACCAGAGGUCCAACGAAGUAAAUGUCGAUGAGCUGGCCAGCUAUUUGGACAACAUGCUCCAAAUACCCAGGGAAAUGUCGGCCAUGGCCAAGGCUAUGUAUACCUAAUGCAUACUUAGGAAGCUUCAUAUUUUGUGUUUUGAAAUAAAUAAAAGAGCAUGUAUAUGUUGUGA
Molecule: messenger RNA, 1203 nt
Organism: Drosophila serrata
Lineage: Eukaryota; Metazoa; Arthropoda; Insecta; Diptera; Drosophilidae
Source: RefSeq, a predicted model, not a curated record